Blepharisma stoltei is the source of this 1771-nucleotide messenger RNA. NCBI's taxonomy places the organism in Eukaryota, Ciliophora, Heterotrichea, Heterotrichida, Blepharismidae. The record is from the annotation of a GenBank genome assembly.
AUGGAAGACGACUCAGAAUUGAAGAAAUUGUUGAAUACUGAUGAAGAAGAAAACCAUGAAGCAAAGGUUUCAAUGCGUGAAGAGCCAGUAGAAAUCCCUGAGAGAUAUCUUCCUCCCUGGUCAGAAGCAGAUAACAAACAAAAAAUUGCAAUAAUUUAUUAUAAAAUUGGAGCUUCUCUUCCUAUAGCAUCAACAUUAGGAACUAUUCUAUGCUCAUAUAUUCUUUAUAUUUGGCUUUAUAUUUAUUAUCUAGUUGGCGACACAGAUGAUAGGCCAGAACUUUAUUUCUGGCACAGUGAAAGCGAGAAAGAAAACGCAAAAUUGCGAGGAUGGAUUUGUUUCAGCCUCUUCACACUUUGGUUUUUAAUUAUUCUUAUAAGCUAUUUUCAAGCUUAUAAAACAGACCCAGGGACUAUUCCUCCAGACUGGCAAGUUCCUGCAGAAUUGAAAAAAGAUACAAAUUUAGAACGCAUUGGCUUGGUUGAAAAGAGACACGAUGGAAAAGCAAGGAUCUGCAAAUGGUGCAAUUUAUGCAAACCUGAUCGAUGUCAUCAUUGCAAAUUUUGUGGAAGAUGUGUAUUAAAACUCCAUCAUCAUUGUGAAUGAAUUCCUAACUGUAUAGGAUAUUUCAAUUAUAAAUAUUUUUUCUUGAUGAUGCUAUAUGGAGAAUUGUCAGCAAUAUUAAUUGUGGCUACUUUUUGGGAAACUGUUGUUGUGGUGCUCAACGACUCAGAGUCGUCGACUUUUCUAUGCUUUCUAGUAGUUUUUGGAUAUACAAUGGCUUGCCUUUUUUCACUAUCAGCCGCAAUAUUUUUAGCUAUAAAUAUCAAAAUAAUUAAAGGAAAUUAUACAUGGCUGGAAUUCUGGGAAAAAAAAUGAUUUGCGCCGAAACUGAAAAAAUUUGAAGUUUCACCGUACGAUAGAGGAAUUUAUAAUAAUUUAAAAGAAGCUUUAGGGCAGAAAUGAUACUGGUGGCUUCUUCCGUUUUAUUAUAGAGAAGAAGGAGAAACAGGGUUGUUUUUCAGGAUCUCUGAAGAAGUGCAAACUGCUGAGUGCAGUAUUUGCAUGACUCCUUUAUAUACAAAAGAAACGAGUUUAGAAAACGUAGAAAUGUGGGCACCAGUUCAAACUUCUUGUAACCAUACUUUUUAUAUAUACAUAAAAAUGGGGUGGUGAGUUAACCAGUCCUCUCGACACAUAGCUGAAAUUUCAAAAUAGAGCUCAGGAUUUAUUGGAUGAAAGAGAGAAUGGCAUCUGGAAAUAUCUAUCCAGCCAGGCUCUCUUGUCAAAUUAGCAGAAUAGAGGUUAUCUCUUAUCUCAUCCAGUUUUUUCCUUGCGGUAUGGUAAAAUUUGGAGCUGGAAAUGGAAAUCAGCACCGCUUAGAACACAACUAGGCUACUCUCAGAUUGAUACUAAGCUUACCUCCUUGCUCAAAGUUUCCAUCUUGGUCGAAAAGUGAUCUGAAUAUUCUAUUUUCGAAACUUCUGGAAGGCGCACCUGCGUUGACUUAAUAUGAUGGCCCAGACGCUUUCCUUCCGCGUAGAAAGUGCAGGCCCUUGCUCGGAGAAGCAAGACAUUGCAAAGCUGUGUGCAGACAGACAAAAAGUAGUGGAGCUUUUAUGAGGUGCACUAGUUUAGGCCUUAGGGUGUUUUCUCCAUUAGUAUUUAUGCUAAUAGCCACACUUUUCAUAAUAACUGCAUUGUCGAAUGAUCUAAAUUAAAGAGACAAUGCCCGAUUUGCAGAUCAUCAUUAGAUUGGAUUAUAGCAUAA